This is a messenger RNA of Indicator indicator, 1518 nucleotides long. Its product is annotated as actin-binding protein WASF3-like. Gene Ontology annotation, biological process: actin cytoskeleton organization; positive regulation of Arp2/3 complex-mediated actin nucleation. Gene Ontology annotation, cellular component: cytoskeleton. The record is from RefSeq and is a predicted model, not a curated record. Gene Ontology annotation, molecular function: actin binding; Arp2/3 complex binding; protein kinase A regulatory subunit binding. NCBI's taxonomy places the organism in Eukaryota, Metazoa, Chordata, Aves, Piciformes, Indicatoridae. The transcript is spliced from 8 exons. Bases 1 to 1518 code for a protein of 505 amino acids.
AUGCCGCUGGUGAAGAGGAACAUCGAGCCCCGGCACCUGUGCCGGGGAGCUCUUCCUGAGGGGGUGACAAGUGAGCUGGAGUGUGUCACCAACAGCACACUGGCUGCCAUCAUCAAGCAGCUGGGCAGUCUCAGCAGGCACGCAGAGGACAUCUUUGGUGAGCUGUUCAAUGAAGCCAAUAGUUUCUAUAUGCGGAUGAACUCACUGCAGGAGAGGGUGGACCUGCUGGUCAUCAAGGUGACACAGCUGGACUCCACCGUGGAGGAAGUUUCACUGCAGGACAUCAACAUGCGGAAAGCCUUCAAGAGCUCCACAGUGCAGAACCAGCAGGUUGUGUCUCGCAACUCCAUCCCCAACCCAGUGAUGGAGAUGUACCAGCGCUGCGACAAGCCCCCACCACUCAACAUCCUCACACCCUACAGGGAUGACAAAAAGGAUGGCCUCAAGUUCUACACUGACCCCUCAUACUUCUUCAAUUUAUGGAAGGAGAAAAUGUUGCAGGCAACAGAAGAUAAGAGAAAGGAGAAGCGCAGGCAGAAGGAGCAGCGGCUGGUGGAAGACUCCACCCGAGAGGUGAAGAAAGUGAGGAAAGCCCGAAACCGGCGCCUGGAGUGGAACAUGAUGGCGUAUGAUAAAGAGUUCCGACCCGAUAACAGGUUCUCACCAUCCCCCUAUCACAUGGCGUCAUCGGAAGGAUCACUGUCCCCAGACAAUAGAUCUUACGCAUCAGACGUGGCUGACCACUCGUACCCAGCAAGCCCCAACCACCCUGCACAGCUGCUGGCCCCAGCGUCCCACCUGGCCCCAGCUGAGCACAAGGAGGGGGUGCUGGUGGCUGCCACCCCCCAGGAGCACAUCUACCGCCCGGCAGCGGGCAGCCGGCAGAACAGCCUCAACCGCCUCCAGCAGCCCCACGCACCACAGCCCCCAGAAGCUGUCCUCAAUGGGCCAAGACCUCACUUAGUCAAGGAUUAUGGCCCGCAGCCAAUGCCAAUGGCAGAGUACUUCGUGCCUCCUGCCCCACCACCCCCACCUCCUAUCAUUCCCUCGGCUCAGACCGCCUUUGACAGCCCCAUCUCAGCUCCCCCUGCACUGGCUUCUGGCUCAGCUGCUCCCCCAUCCUAUGCACCCUCACCACCCCCUGCACCCCCUGGUCCCUACUCUGCUUCCCCGCCGCAAGCUGGCCCCAUGGGACCCCCGGUGGCCCCACCACCACCACCGCCUGGUCCCCCUGCCAUUGCCGCCUCACCUGCGCACUCGGCAUCGCCACCGGCGCCUGCCAUGGAGCCCCGGAAGCCGCAGAUCCCACUGAUGCCCAUGAGCGAUGCCCGGAGCGACUUGCUGGCAGCCAUCCGUAGGGGAAUCCAACUCCGGAAAGUCCAGGAGCAGUGGGAACAAGAGGCCAAAAAAGAGCCUGUGGGCAAUGACGUGGCGACGAUCCUGUCCCGCCGGAUCGCAGUGGAGUACAGCGAGUCCGACGAUGACUCCGAGCUAGACGAUAACGAGUGGUCAGACUGA